Molecule: messenger RNA, 2429 nt
Organism: Ceutorhynchus assimilis (cabbage seed weevil)
Lineage: Eukaryota; Metazoa; Arthropoda; Insecta; Coleoptera; Curculionidae
Source: the annotation of a GenBank genome assembly
AUGACACUGACACUUUUUGUGUGUGUGACUGAAAAAGAAAAAAUUAAAAAGUGAAAAUACUUGUAAAUGAAAGUUAUUUUUAUAGGAAAAUUGUGAACGGACGAAAAUAGUUUAUUGAAUUUAUUGUUUUUGAGAGUUUGUUUUUGUGAUGAUUUUGCUGAAUUUCUCGUCAUUUGAACUACCAUAGACAGUCUCCUCAUUGAUUUGCUUAAAUUGCUGUCCCCGAGAUGGAGUUUCACAACGAAAACGGAGCCCUGGGGCUUACCACUAAUCAAACAGAAAAAGUACUUCAGUUCCAGGAUCUUACAGGUAUUGAAGAUAUGACCAUCUGCCGAGACGUCCUCCAAAGACACCAAUGGAAUCUGGAGGUGGCAGUACAAGAGCAACUGAACCUUCGCGAAGGCCGACCUUCAUUGUACGCAUCAGAAUCCCGACCUCCUGCAGUAGUUACCGAUCUCAUGGGGCAAUUAGUCUAUUAUACACCACCAACAGAUGGCUCUGGAUCAGGCUUUAAGAAAUAUUUUAGGGCGCUAUGGGGGUUUAUGUGGAAUAUUUGUUACGGUACCAUCAUAACUUUGUUGCAAAUAACUAGGAGAUUGUUAGGUUUGGAAUAUAGGCCUCAAACUGACGCUUUGCAAGAAGUUUUAGAGUUUAUGCAAUUUUACGAGGAGAAAUUCGGAUGUGAACAUCCAGUCUUUUACCAGGGUACAUUUUCACAGAUCCUAAGUGAUGCCAAAAGAGAACUCCGAUUCCUGGCGGUGUACUUACACGACCCAGAAUCCAGCGAUUCAGAUGAAUUUUGCCGGCAAACUUUGAAUCAUCCAGAAAUCAUCAGAUUCAUCAAUCAGAAUACUUUGUUUUGGGCUUGCUCGAUUAAAUCAGAGGAAGGCAGACGUACAAUGAACGAGCUCAGAUGUGGAAACUUUCCAUUUUUUGGAAUGUUGGUGUUGAGAGAAAACAGAAUGACUACAGUUGGUAGACUGGAAGGCUUUUCAGAUCCCGGUUUGUUACUACAAAGGAUGCGCACCAUCGUCAAUCAAUUCGAAAUGAGUUUGGUGCAAGCCAGGGCAGACAGGUUCGAACAAAGCAUAAACAGGUCGAUUCGUCAACAUCAAGAUGAAGCCUUUUUGGAGAGUCUUCGAGCUGACCAAUUGAAAGAACAGCUCAAAGAGGAACGCAGACUGGCGGAAGAACAAGAGAGAAGACAAAUUGAACAAGAAGCAAGGCAAGAGGAAAUUAGAAAACUGGAGCUGCAAAGAGAAAAAAUUGAAUCGGUAGACAAAGUGCCAUCAGAACCGGACACGUCGGAUCCGGACGCCGUGCACGUCGUUUUCAAAUUGCCAUCCGGUCAACGUUUGGAGCGCAGAUUCCUGAAAUCACAUUCUCUAGAGCAUGUUUUCUAUUUCGUCUUCUGCCAUCCCCAUUCCCCAGAUUCUUUUGAAAUUACUACGAAUUUCCCAAAACGAGUGCUGAACUGUCGUCCGAGACACACUAGAGAAAAAGUGCAAACGCUAGAACAAGCCGGACUGAAAAACCGCGAAGUACUUUUUAUUAAUGAUUUGGACGCGUAAAAUUUUGACACAUUCCCGCUCUUGAGUACCAAAGGGCGGUCUUUAUAUUCCUUUGUAUAAAUGUGAUAAGCUAAAGGGCACUUUUAUCCUGUCAUUCAUUGAAAACUUUUCUAACAAAUGAAUAAGGCGAUUAAGAAUUAUUUUGAAUCGUUUUUGUAUGUUUAUAUUAUUUUUUAUUUUCAGUUUUUUUGGUUUCAUUGGGUAGCAAAUUUUAAAUAAAUCACAUUAAUAAUUAAUGUUAAUUUAUUCAUAUUGGAAAAUUUACUGAAUUCAGUGAGCCAAAAAAAUACUUGCAUAUUUCUUUUUUUUGUUUUUUUUUUAAGUAUUUUGUGAUUUGAUUUAUCAGGGGUGUUAAUCAGUCGCUUGUUAACUAACAUUAAUUAGCAGAAACUUAAUUUGUGAUUAGUUUGAAAGUAACGCACUAUAACUAGUAUUAGGAUCAUUUUUUAGCCCUUACAUGGAAAAAAAAAAACAAAAAGGGUUAAUCUAUUUUGUUUUGAUUUUUUUUUUAUUUUUAUUUUUUAUUUCUUUUAGAUUUUGUUUUGCUCAAUUUUUCUUUUAUAGAUUGAAUGGAAACCUGAAGGUAAUUUUGCCCAAAAGUUUAGGUUAAAUUGCAUUUUUAUUAAAAUUUUUAUUAUUCACACAAGAUUCUUGUGCGUUCUUUUUUUGGUACAUUCGUCUUUAUAAUUAUUUAGUGGUAGAAAAAGCAUUUAUUUAGUUUAUUAUAUUUUUCAUUGUUAUUUUCUUUUGGCUCUAUUCAUUGUAAGAGUCAUUUUUUAGGCCAAAUAAGUAUUUUUUUAUAAUAAAAAAAUGAUGUUCAUUUGUAUAAAUAAAUUAAUAAAACAUUUGUUGGUCUAA